UAUAGUACGCGAAAUUAUUUAUUUAAAUUUAUCUUCGUGUGUUGCGUGUUCAAAGGUUAUUUUAUACUUGAAAAUGGAUGCAGAUUACGAGAAAAAAGUAGCGGAAGUAAAAGAGAAGAUAAAAAGCUAUCCUGAUUUUCCUAAACAAGGAAUUUUGUUUUGGGAUAUAUUCUCAGCGUUAACCAAUGGUCCAACAUGCAAGCUGCUUCAUAGCCUACUCGUUAAAGUACUGCGCAGCAAGUAUCCUGAUGUGGAAGCUGUUAUAGGACUGGAAGCCCGAGGGUUCCUCUUUUCAUUUUCAUUGGCUGCUGAACUUGGCAUUGGAUGUAUUCCAGUUAGGAAGAAGGGAAAACUGCCUGGAGAUGUUGCAUCUUAUAAUUAUGAUUUGGAAUAUGGAUCGGAUGUAAUGGAAAUCCAAAAGAACGCUAUCCCCUCAGGCCUCAAAUGUGUGAUCGUAGACGACUUGCUCGCCACAGGGGGCUCCAUCAAUGCAGCGACUCGGCUCCUACAGACAUGUGGUGCUGAUGUCAUCGGAUGUUUGAUUGUCAUUGAACUAGAGCCUUUGAAAGGACGAGAAAAUAUUCUUAAAGGAAAGGACCGCGAUCACGAUCGAUUUGAACUAUCUUCAAAUACAAUGUGUACCUACAAUAAUGAAACGUGUAAGUAGUUUUUUUUUGGCAAAUCUGUUAUCAAGGCUUAUAAUUAGUUAGGUCACAAACAAAUAUCGAAAUCAUUAUCAAAGAAAAUAAAUAUCUUGAUAAUGUACAUACCUUGAUAAUUUUAUUAUCUUAUAUUUUAUGAAAUUAAUUGGAACACUAAAAUGUUACCGCUAGCAAUGUCGUGCCAUAUUAUGCUUGUAUCUCAAUGUAAGUCACAAAUGCGUUUUUUUUAUUUUAUUUAGUUUUUUAGUUUAUUUAUUUACUUGUAGUUAAUUAGUUUUCUCACUGUUUGUCAUUAUCACUGAAAAGAUAGAUUAAGGAGGCAGAACUAUGAAUCAGCACGGAUAAUUAUGA
This is a messenger RNA of Hyposmocoma kahamanoa, 1013 nucleotides long. RefSeq names its product adenine phosphoribosyltransferase (gene Aprt). The record is from RefSeq and is a predicted model, not a curated record. Gene Ontology annotation, biological process: AMP salvage; adenine salvage. The coding region runs from base 74 to 667 and encodes 197 amino acids. The transcript has 4 exons. Gene Ontology annotation, cellular component: cytoplasm. Gene Ontology annotation, molecular function: AMP binding; adenine phosphoribosyltransferase activity; adenine binding. NCBI's taxonomy places the organism in Eukaryota, Metazoa, Arthropoda, Insecta, Lepidoptera, Cosmopterigidae.